Molecule: messenger RNA, 2289 nt
Organism: Peronospora farinosa
Lineage: Eukaryota; Oomycota; Peronosporomycetes; Peronosporales; Peronosporaceae
Source: the annotation of a GenBank genome assembly
AUGCUGUCUCCAUUUCUGCUUAAGAAUACAACGCGUAUAGGAGGUAUGAGACGACUUGCAACAACGCUGCCGGCUGUGCAAGUGCUACAUCAGACGCAGACGCGUACAUUUGUGGCUAAACAGUUAUACAAGGUGGCCAAGCGCGUCAUGCCACGCAUGUCUGACACGGAGAAGGCGGCAUUGGAAAGUGGCACUGUGGGCUUUGACCGUGACAUCUUUUCGGGUUCCCCGUCGCUUGCUACGCUUGACAAGUACUCUGCGCAGCUCAAUGAGGAAGAGCAGGCGUUCAUGGACACUGAGGUACAGCAGCUGUGCGAGAUGAUUAACGAUUACGACAUAACACGCAACCAGGACAUGCCACUUAAAGUGUGGCAGUUCAUUAAAGAGAAGGGGUUCCUGGGAAUGAUCAUUCCGAAGGAGUACGGUGGCAAACAGUUCAGUGCGCACGGCCACUCGGUCGUGAUCACCAAGCUUGCUACACGCAGUGCCACAGCUGCUGUUACCGUGUGCGUGCCCAACUCACUAGGACCUGCAGAAUUGCUGCUUCGAUAUGGAACAGAUGAGCAAAAAAAAUACUUUCUCCCUGGGUUGGCUAAUGGCAAGCAUUUGCCGUGUUUUGGUCUCACGGGACCGUCGUCGGGGUCAGAUGCUGCUAAUAUGCGUGAUACGGGCAUUGUGUGCGAGCAAGACGGCGUACUGGGUAUCCGUGCGACGUUUAGCAAGCGCUACAUCACUCUAGCACCUGUUGCUACAUGUGUCGGCCUGGCUGUGGAUGUAAAGGACCCUCAAGGUUUACUGAAGGGCACGGGACACCCAGGAAUUACGGUCGCUCUCCUUGAACGCAACCAUCCUGGUCUUGAGAUGGGUCAACGUCACGAUACCAUUUCAAUUCCGUUUAUGAAUGGACCUGUGACGGGUGAGGACGUGUUUAUUCCAAUGUCGAAGAUCAUUGGUGGACAGACGCGUGUUGGCUACGGUUGGAAUAUGCUUAUGGAUUGUCUGGCUGAAGGCCGCUCGAUUAGUCUACCUGCGUCGGCUGUUGCUGGAGCUAAGCUGUCGGUCAACGCUGUUGGUGCCUACGCCCGCAUUCGCAAGCAGUUCAAGGUUCCGAUUGCCAGUCUGGAAGGCAUCCAAGAGCAACUUGCUACCAUGGGCACGAACGCAUUUAUUAUGACAAGUGGUCAGCACAUGGUGAACGCUAUGAUCAACCAACACGAACAGCCUGCCGUUAUUAGUGGUGUGUGCAAGCAACAAAUCACGGACCGUGGUCGUGACACAGUCAUUCGCGCUAUGGAUGUCCUCGGUGGCGCCGGUAUCUGCAAGGGUCCCAACAAUUUUCUUGCUAACAUUUACACAUCGCUGCCAGUGGUCAUCACGGUCGAGGGUGCAAACAUUCUGACGCGCUCCUUGAUUAUCUUUGGCCAAGGUCUUACUCGCGCUCAUCCUCACUUAUACGAGCUUAUUAAGACAAUCCAGCACGGCGACGACGUGGAAGGAUUUAAGAAGGAGCUGGUAAAGCUAGUAAAGCAUGGUGUGACGAACACAACUGGCUCGUUGAAGACGGCUGUCACACGUUCGCGCUUCAAAACGCAGAGCGGUCUGCUUACACACUACGAAUCUCAGAUGGACAAGCUCGCGAAAAAUUUUGCUGCGUGCGCAGAUCUGUCGUUGGUGCUUGGUGGCAAGCUCAAGUUUGCUGAAAUGGUCUCGGGUCGGUUUGCGGACGUGUUCUCGAGCCUAUACUUGGGAUACUCGACAAUGUGGUUCUACAAGAACAACCGCCACGUUGAAGGCAUCGACACGAUCUUCGACUCCGCCAUGACGCAGCUGUGCUAUGAAGCACAGCAGGGUAUCGUCGGCAUUAGCAAAAACUUUCCUGUGCCAGGUGUCGGUCCAAUCAUGCGCAGAGUGUCGUUCCCAUUCGGCUUGCCGUACGGUCCCCCGACAGACAAGCAGGCGCGCCAGGUUUCAGAUCUGAUCUCUACUGACUCGGCUGUGCGUCACUUGUUGAGCGACAACGUGUUUGUAUCGAAGGACCCCAAGGACCGUGUGGCGCUUCUGAACGCGACAUUGCCGAAGGCUGUGAAGGCGGACCGCACGCUCACUGCACUUCGUAAACAGAAGCGCAGUGCAACUAUUGACGAGCAAAAGUUCAUCGAUGAUGUCGAGGCUGCACGAGAAGUUAUCAUCCAAGUGGACAAUUUCGAUGGUCUCGGUGCUGAAAUUGGAAAGCCUAAAGACUACGUUCGCCCAGGCAUGAUUGGCAAUAUUUUCGACGAGAAGAAAUAA